Molecule: messenger RNA, 1474 nt
Organism: Rubroshorea leprosula
Lineage: Eukaryota; Viridiplantae; Streptophyta; Magnoliopsida; Malvales; Dipterocarpaceae
Source: the annotation of a GenBank genome assembly
AAAAAAUCAAUAUUCUUUUGCCACCGCUAGGGUUUCUUCUUGACGGGCAAGCUCUUUGCCUAGGCGCUACUCCUUGUUUUGAAGGGCUUCUCCCCCUAUUUUUCUUUCUUUUCCUUCCAUGGCUCAACCGUGUAUGUUGGCAUGGAAUUAUCGCAAUCUUGGAGAGGCUUACAUGAUCUUUGAGCCAAACUAAUUGUGUGUCCAACAAAGCCUAAUUUUGUCCUACUCCCUACAACAAAGCAAAUGGAAAUGGAGAUGGAGAUGAAUUUGUUCCGAAUAGACUUAGGGUUGGCUCAUUGUUCUGAAAGCGAUUGUGCAGAGAGAGGGGGUGGCUUAACUCUGUUCUGGAAUGAUGCGUUUAACCUUCAAGUUUCCUCUUUCUCGCCAUAUCACAUAGAUGUUGAAAUAGUAGAUCCGGGUGGUUGUCAAUGGCAAUUAAUAAGGCUUUCCGGCCAACCAGAGACUACUUGCAGGGAGGAGUCAUGGACCCAUCUCAAAUCACCCAAGACAGUUUCUCCUCUGCCUUGGAUGCGUUUAGGCGACAUCAAUGAUAUCUUGAGCAAAUCAGAAAUGGAGAAGGGCAAUCUCAGAUUCUGGUCAGGCUAUGCGUGGGGCGCCAUAGUUGGCAAAAGGGCUCUAGUUCCCUUAAUAACUUACGAUAGUAAGGGUUGGAAGAGGAUUGGAAAAGAUGGGAACAUGUUUGGGAGCACUUGCAGACAAAUGGGAGCCGGUUCUGGUAAAGUGCAGCUGGCUCUGGUGAAAUGGAAGUGCAGAGAGCCGGCUCUAGAAGCUACAGCCGGCUCUAUAGGCAAAAAUUGGAAGACCGUUGUUUGGCGCGCGUGGAGAAAAGAUGCAAAGUCGGCUCUGGCUUUGCAUCCGGCUCCGGCUCAAAGUUUUGCAGCCGGCUCUCGAGGAAAACAGAAUGUGCAGGAAUCCCGCAAAGCCGGCUCUGGAAGUUUAAGCCGGCUGUACAGAGCUGGCUCUAGGAAGUUAAGCCGGCUUUCCUGACAAUUCUGCAGCUCGAAGUUUGCGUCCUGCAGGGCAUUUAAUGACCCCCAAUGGCUAGAAACGGCUAUUUUCGAGCAAGGGGCUAUAAAUAUGGUUGGUAACAGAUGUGAAGAAGUUUAGAGAGUAUUGUAUUGAAUAUCUUUACCUACCAACUUGUGCUUUAACUUGAGAUUUUGAUCUUUGAGAGAUCUUUGUUUGUAAUCCUCUUCUUGUGCUAUUAGUGAGUGAUCUUGGGGAUGUGUUGAUUCCUUCAAGAGUGAUCUGUAGAGAGGACCUUUGGGGUUUAAGUGUAAAGGGGUGAGAUUUGAGAGAAACCCUUCUUCUUGUAAAGGAUUGAGUGGCUCCUUUAAGCCACCAUUGUUUUUGUUAGUGGAGAGUGAAGAGGAAAUCCUUGGUGAGUGAAGCCAAGGUAGAGAACUAGGCUCCAAGUGGUUGGACCGAACCUUUAUAAAAUCAUUGUGCAAGU